AUGUUCCCUAUUUUCUUUUUCUCUCUCUCUCUUUUUUUCAGUCUUUUUCUUUUAAUUCUCUCAUUGUAUCAGCAGUAUUUUCUCUCUCUCUUCUCUAUAUUUUCCUUUCUCUCUCUCUUUUCGGAAAAUAUGAAGGAUUUUGUCUCUCUUGAUAUUUUCUCUAUUUCUCUGUUCUCUCUCUCUCUUAGUCUGCAUCCGUAUCCUCUCUCUCUCUCUCUCUGUUCUGUCUGUCUCUCUCUCUCUGUUCUCUCUCUCUCUCUCUCUCUCUGUCGGUCUUUCUCUCUCUCCUUCUCUCUCUCUCUCUCUGUUUGUCUUUGCUUCUCAUCCUCUCUCUCUCUCUCUCUCUUCUCUGUUUGUUUCUCUCUCUCUCUCUUUCUCUCUCUGUCGGCGUAUUUCUUCUUACAUUCUCUUUUGAGACUUCCAUCGUUCUGUCUCUUAAACAUUCUUCCUUUAAUUACCGACACUUUCUCUACUCCCAACUCUACCCGACUGUCAUUCCUGCCGAAUGGCCUUUGCAUCAUUUUCUAUUUGAUAAACUCUCUUCUGAAUUCUUCGAUUUUAUAUAAUUUUCUUCUAUACAUUUUAAUUCUCUUUUUUUCUCCUUUUGCCAUUUCAAGUACCUCCUCCUUAAUGUCGUUACUUCUAUUUAUUCUUUUACUCGCUCAUCUGUCAUUCUUUUUGCUUCCGAUCCUCACUCAACUGUCAUUUCUUUUUGUACCUUUCACCAUUCACCCGUCAUUUCAUUUUAUUCCUUUUCCGAUUCACCCGUCAUUUCAUUUUAUUCCUUUUCCGAUUCACCCGUCAUUUCCUUUUAUUCCUUUUCCGAUUCACUGUCCCGUCAUUUCAUUUUAUUCCUUUUCCGAUUCACCAGUCAUUUUUUUCUUUUUUUAUUCCUUUUCCGAUUCACCCGUCAUUUCCUUUUAUUCCUUUUCCGAUUCACCAGUCAUUUCUUUUUAUUCCUUUUCCGAUUCACCCGUCAUUUCCUUUUAUUCCUUUUCCGAUUCACCAGUCAUUUCUUUUUAUUCCUUUUCCGAUUCACCCGUCAUUUCCUUUUAUUCCUUUUCCGAUUUCAUUUUUUAUUCUUUUCCGAUUUUAUUCCUUUUCCGAUUCACCCGUCAUUUCUUUUUAUUCCUUUUCCGAUUCACCCGUCAUUUCCUUUUAUUCCUUUUCCGAUUCACCAGUCAUUUCCUUUUAUUCCUUUUCCGAUUCACCAGUCAUUUCCUUUUAUUCCUUUUCCGAUUCACCCGUCAUUUCCUUUUAUUCCUUUUCCGAUUCACCAGUCAUUUCCGAUCCUUUUCCGAUUCACCAGUCAUUUUUUAUUCCUUUUCCGAUUCACUUUGUCAUUUUUUUUUAUUCCUUUUAUUUUCCGAUUCACCAGUCAUUUCUUUUUAUUCCUUUUCCGAUUCACCCGUCAUUUCCUUUUAUUCCUUUUCCGAUUCACCCGUCAUUUCUUUUUAUUCCUUUUCCGAUUCACCGUCAUUUCUUUUUUUAUUUUCGAUUCACCUGUUAUUUUUUUUUCCUUUUUCCUUUUCCGAUUCACCAGUCAUUUCUUUUUAUUCCUUUCCUCAAUCACCCAUCAUUUCUUUUAAAUUCUUUCGCCGUUCACCUGUCAUAUUUUCCAUUCCAUUUCACACUCACCUGUCAUUUCAUUUCUUUCACCAUUCACCUGUUAUUUCCUUUUAUUCCUUUCAGAAUUUACCUGCCAUCUCGUUUCAUUUCUUUCCCCAUAUAUCUGUCAUUUCUUUUUAUUCCUUUCCCAAUUUAAGUGUCAUCGCCUUUUAUUCAUUUCCCCAUUCACCUGUCAUUGUUUUUAUUCCUUCCCCAUUAAACAGUCAUUCCUUUUUAUUCCUUUCCACACUCACCCGUCAUUUGUUUUUAUUUCUUACCCAAUUUACGUGCCAUUGCCUUUCUUUAUCCCAUUCCCUGUCAUUCGUUUUAAUUUCUUUCCCCAUUCACACGUCGUUUCUUUCAAUUCCUAUCCCCAUUCACCUGUCAUUUCUUUUAAUACUUUCCCUAUUCUCCUGUCAUUUCUUUUUAUUCCGUUCCCCAUUCACACCUCAUUUCAUUUUAUUCCUUUCCCCAUUCACCACUGACAAAACUGUGUAUUUGUUUCCCCAUUCGCCUCAUAAUUCGUUUUAUCCCUUUCCCCAUUCGCCUCAUAAUUCGUUUUAUCCCUUUCCCCAUUCGCCUCAUAAUUCGUUUUAUCCCUUUCCCCAUUCGACUCUCAAUUCCCUUUAUUCCAGUCCCUAUUCACCUCAUAAUUCUUUUUAUUCCUUUCGCCAUUCAACUCAUAAUUAUUUAUAUCCCUUUCCUCAUUCGCCUCACAUCUCUUUUUAUUUCUUUCCCCACUCACCUCACAAUUAUUUUUAUUCCUAUCCCUAUUCACCAAACAAUUCUUUUUAUGCCUUUCCCUAUUCACCUCAUAAUACUUUCUGUCCCUUAACACAUACAUCUCACAAUUAUUUUUAUCCCUUUCUUCAUUCAUCUGAAAAAUAUUUCUAUCCCUUUCCCCAUUCGCCUCACAUUUCUUUUUAUUUCUUUCUCUAUUCAACUCACAAUAUUUUCUUCACUUUUUCCAUUCAUCUCACAAUUAAUUUUAUUCCUUUCGCCAUUCACAUAAUAAUUCUUUUUAUCCCUUUCCCCAUUCGACUCUAA
Acanthosepion pharaonis is the source of this 2655-nucleotide messenger RNA. NCBI's taxonomy places the organism in Eukaryota, Metazoa, Mollusca, Cephalopoda, Sepiida, Sepiidae. The record is from the annotation of a GenBank genome assembly.